This is a messenger RNA of Acanthosepion pharaonis, 1590 nucleotides long. Lineage: Eukaryota; Metazoa; Mollusca; Cephalopoda; Sepiida; Sepiidae. The record is from the annotation of a GenBank genome assembly.
AUGCUAAAGGCAUCUAUCUAUCCAACUCUCUAUAUCCGUUUCCUCUUUAUAUCUAUCUAUCUAUCUAUCUAUCUAUCUAUCUAUCUAUCUAUCUUAGCCUGUUCAUAUCUAUCUAUCUAUCUAUUUUCUUCGUAUCUAUCUAUAAAUCUAUCUCAAUCUGUUCAUCAUCCAUCUAUCUGCCUAUCUAUCUUUUGUCCAUUAUCUACCUACCUGCCAUAUCUAUCUAUCUAUCUAUCUAUCUAUCUAUCUAUCUAUCUAUCUAUCUAUCUCAGUCUGUUGAAUAUCUAUCUAUCUAUCUAUCUAUCUAUCUAUCUAUCUAUCUAUUUCUCUGUUUGUCUGUUUGUUUCUCUGUCUGUCUGUCGCACUGAUUACUGUCUUUCUUUUUUUUCUUUUUUAUUAUUCAUUCAUUCUGUCAUUCUCGCCGUUAUUCGUCCUGUUUUCUUCAUAUUCUACUUUCUUUCAUUCAUUCAUUCUUUCUUUCUUUCUAUUGCCCAUUCAUCUUUAUUUAUUUAUUUAUUUAUUUAUUUUUCCCAUUCAUCUUUCUUUCUUUCGACCCUUUCAUCUCUCUUUCUUUCUUUCUUUUUUCCUAUUCAUCUUUCUUCUUUCUUUCUUUCAUUUUUUUCUUUCUUCUUUCUUUCUUUCUUUUUUCCUAUUCAUCUUUCUUUCUUUCUUUCUUUCUUUCUAUUGCUCAUUCAUCUUUAUUCCUUUUUUCCUAUUCCUCUUUCUUUCUUUCUUUCUUUCUUUCUUUCUUUCUUUCUUUCUUUCUUUCUAUUGCCCAUUCAUCUUUAUUUAUUUCUUUUUCCCAUUCAUUUUUCUUUGUUUUUUUGUCCCUUUCAUCUCUCUUUCUUUUUUCCUAUUGCCCAUUCAUCUUUCUUUCUGUCUGUCUUUCUUUCUUUCCUUCUAUUGCUCAUUCAUCUUUCUUUCUGUCUGUCUUUCUUUCUUUCCUUCUAUUGCUCAUUCAUCUUUCUUUCUUUCAUUUUUUCUUUCUUUCUUUCUUUGUAUUGCUCAUUCAUUUUCUUUCUUUCUUUUUUCCUAUUCAUCUUUCUUUCUUUUGUCCCUUCCUUCUCUCUUUAUUUCUUUCUUUCUUUCUUAUUUCGACUUUUUUCUUCGCUUUUCUUUUAUUUCGUCUCGUUUUUCUUUCUUUCUUUUAUUUCCUCUCAUUUUUGUUUCUUUCUUUUCUUUUCUUUCUUUCUUUCUUUCUUUCUUUCAUUUCCUCUCGUUUUUCUUUCUUUCUCUUUAUUAUUUCCUCGCCUUUCUUCUUUCAUUCUUUCUUUUUCUUUACCUUUCAUUCUUUCUUUUCCUUCACUUUUUUUUCUUUCUUCCUUACUUACUUUCCUUCCUUCUUGUUUUCAUCCUUUCUUUUUUUGGCACUAUCUAUCUCAUUUUAUCUCCCUGUUUCACACUACCUCUCUGUCUGUUGGUCUGUCUGUCUGCCCCCCUCUCUCUCUCUCUCUCUCUCUCUCUCUGUCUCUCUCUCUUGCUUUUCUUUUUCACUCUCUAUGUCUUUCUAAGUUCUUUCUCUUUCUCUUCGUUCCAUCUAUUCAUAUCUAUCUAUCUAUCUAUCUAUCCUUCUCGCUUCUUUUUAAAUAA